Molecule: messenger RNA, 1782 nt
Organism: Mesocricetus auratus (golden hamster)
Lineage: Eukaryota; Metazoa; Chordata; Mammalia; Rodentia; Cricetidae
Product: 3-ketoacyl-CoA thiolase B, peroxisomal
Exons: 13
Coding region: 231-1505 (424 amino acids)
Biological process (GO): fatty acid beta-oxidation; phenylacetate catabolic process
Cellular component (GO): peroxisome
Molecular function (GO): acetyl-CoA C-acyltransferase activity
Source: RefSeq, a predicted model, not a curated record
UCUGGAGUCCCCAGCACUGGAGCGCAGUUGGGGUGCCCGGCCACUGCCCUCGGACUGUGUUUGCGUGUGGCACCUGAACACAGGGCCUGAACUCCACCCCUGCUCGUGUCUCCAGCCUUUGCUCCUCUCCCCCUUGAAGGCCUCACGCCCUGCGCCUGCGCCGGCGAUCGUUUUUAUUCAUCGAGCUCCGCGCUCAGCGCCCAGGCAAAUCCUCGGGACCCACCUCCGCGAUGCAUCGGCUGCAGGUAGUGCUGGGCCACCUGGCCGGCCGGCCCGAGUCGAGCUCCGCGCUGCAAGCCGCGCCCUGCUCCGCGGGCUUCCGGCAGGCCUGGGCCUCCGACGUGGUGGUGGUGCACGGACGGCGCACCCCCAUCGGCCGUGCGGGCCGCGGCGGCUUCAAGGACACCACCCCGGACGAGCUUCUGUCGGCCGUGUUGACCGCGGUUCUCCAGGACGUGAAGCUCAAGCCCGAGGAGCUGGGUGACAUCUCCGUGGGCAAUGUACUUCAGCCAGGAGCUGGGGCCAUCAUGGCACGCAUCGCCCAAUUUCUGAGUGGCAUUCCGGAGACUGUCCCUUUGUCUACCAUCAACAGACAGUGUUCGUCAGGGCUGCAGGCAGUGGCCAACAUCGCUGGUGGCAUCAGAAAUGGGUCUUAUGACAUUGGCAUGGCCUGUGGGGUGGAGUCCAUGUCCCUGUCUGACAGAGGGAACCCUGGGAACGUUUCUUCUCGUCUGCUGGAGAAUGAGAAGGCCAGAGAUUGCCUGAUUCCUAUGGGGAUAACCUCGGAGAACGUGGCUGAGCGGUUCGGCAUUUCACGGCAGAAGCAGGACGCCUUUGCUCUGGCCUCCCAGCAGAAGGCAGCGAGAGCCCAGAGCAGGGGCUGUUUCCAAGCUGAGAUCGUGCCUGUGACAACCGCCGUCCUGGAUGACAAGGGCAACAAGAAAACCGUCACUGUGACCCAGGAUGAGGGUGUCCGUCCCAACACCACCAUGGAGGGCUUGGCCAAGCUGAAGCCGGCCUUCAAGGAUGGAGGCUCUACUACAGCUGGAAACUCCAGUCAGGUGAGUGAUGGAGCGGCUGCCGUCCUGCUGGCCCGGAGGUCCAAGGCUGAGGAGCUGGGCCUUCCCAUCCUCGGGGUCCUGAGGUCCUAUGCAGUGGUCGGCGUCCCUCCUGACGUCAUGGGCAUCGGUCCUGCCUAUGCCAUCCCUGCAGCCUUGCAGAAAGCAGGGCUGACUGUGAACGACAUAGACAUCUUUGAGAUCAAUGAGGCCUUUGCAAGUCAGGCCCUCUACUGUGUGGAGAAGCUGGGGAUCCCUGCAGAGAAGGUGAACCCCCUGGGGGGUGCAAUAGCCCUGGGCCACCCCCUGGGCUGCACCGGGGCGAGGCAGGUGGUCACCCUGCUCAAUGAACUGAAGCGUCGUGGGAAACGGGCUUAUGGAGUGGUGUCCAUGUGCAUCGGGACGGGCAUGGGAGCCGCUGCUGUCUUCGAAUACCCUGGCAACUGAAGCCCUGGCUGCAGGCACUGCCCAGAGAGUCCUACAGCGGUGGCAGCCAGACAGGGACUCUACGGAAGCAUGGGGCCCAGCACUGGAGGGGUGGAUCAUGGCACUUUGAUUUAGAAAAUGCAGUCACUGGUAGCACAAAGGGGUGGGACUGCCCCGUCAAGUACCCCAACUAUGCUGAAGUAAGCAUGGGACACCCAGGCUGCAAAGCCAUUGCGUACCUCUGAGGGACCGUGCCUCCUUUACGGCGGGAUGGAUGUAGUAAACGUAUAUUGUCUCA